This is a messenger RNA of Cucurbita moschata (crookneck pumpkin), 3656 nucleotides long. RefSeq names its product pentatricopeptide repeat-containing protein At2g03880, mitochondrial-like. The coding region runs from base 175 to 3147 and encodes 990 amino acids. The transcript has 3 exons. Gene Ontology annotation, molecular function: zinc ion binding; RNA binding; protein binding. Gene Ontology annotation, biological process: RNA modification. The record is from RefSeq and is a predicted model, not a curated record. NCBI's taxonomy places the organism in Eukaryota, Viridiplantae, Streptophyta, Magnoliopsida, Cucurbitales, Cucurbitaceae.
AUUCUUAUCUUUUACACUCCUGGCACUGAGCUAAAGUAUCUAAAGAGUUCUUGAACUCCCGUGGAGGUGUAUAGGGAGCAAGUGGCCACAAACAAUACUGUUUUUGGUGUCACACCCCAUUAUUGGGUUUUUGGAGUUAUAACAAGGAAGGAGUAAUUCUUUUGGUUUGAAUCGAUGGAGAGGAACUUCAUUGCUAUGAGAAUUCAUGGUUCACCUAUUGGGUUUCAAAAUUUGUCGAUAUCGAGUUGGUUACACGGUUCGUCUCAAUUCCCGAACAAGUUUCGAAACACUCCUAGAUCGUUGUUCUUUCCCAUUCGACGAACUAGUUUCAAACCACAACUAGAAGAUCCCAGGUAUCCUUCCAACUCUAUUGGAAUUUCAAUGUCAAAAGGUCAACUCGGUCAUGAACUUAACAACGCAGUUCAAACUUCCCCAUAUGGAUAUAAAUUCGAACACCAAAAGACUCAAGAUCAUAUGGAAAAUCGAGUUCGUUCGAGUAGCAAGGAGAAGUUAAAGUAUUAUUCAUGGAUGUUACAUGAAUGUGCAUCAAAACGAUCUUUGAGUGUUGCAAAAGCCAUUCAUGGACUUAUCGUGAAAGAUGUAAUUAAUCCAGAUUCCCAUUUGUGGGUUUCGUUAGUGAACGUAUAUGCAAAGUGUAGAUACUCCGCAUACGCUCGGUUAGUACUUGCUAAAAUGCCUAAUCGUGAUGUCGUUUCUUGGACGGCGUUAAUUCAAGGUCUUGUAGCAGAAGGAUUUGCUAAUGAUAGUAUUUAUUUAUUUCAGGAGAUGCAAAAUGAAGGAAUCAUGCCUAAUGAGUUCACUCUAGCUACUGGAUUAAAAGCAUGUUCUUUGUGUAUGGCCUUAGAUCUUGGAAAGCAAAUGCAUGCUCAAGCUUUUAAACUUGGAUUAUUACUAGAUUUGUUUGUUGGAUCUGCACUUGUUGACCUUUAUGCUAAAUGUGGUGAUAUAGAACUUGCAUCUAGAAUGUUCAUUGGCAUGCCCGAGCAAAACGACGUGACAUGGAACGUGCUACUCAAUGGUUACGCUCAAAGGGGCGACGGGAUAGGAGUCUUGAAAUUGUUUUGUGGUAUGAUGAAAAUGGAUAUGAACUGUAGUAAGUUCACUUUAACUACUGUUCUUAAGGGUUGUGCAAACUCCAAGAACUUAAGACAUGGGCAGGUAAUCCAUUCGUUGAUUAUCAAAUUUGGGUAUGAAGGCGAUGAAUUCUUAGGCUGUGGUUUGGUUGAUAUGUACUCAAAGUGUGGGCUUGCCAUUGAUGCAUUAGAAGUGUUUAAGAACAUCAAAAAGCCUGAUAUGGUGGCUUGGAGUGCCAUGAUUACAUGCCUUGAUCAGCAAGGACAAAGCGAGGAAUCGAUUAAGUUGUUUCGGUUAAUGAGAUCGAGCGGUAUUGUCCCGAAUCAGUACACGAUUUGCAGCCUUAUAAGCGCUGCUACGAACACGGGAGACUUGCAAUAUGGCCGAAGCAUCCAUGCUUGUGCAUGGAAAUAUGAAUUUGAAACUGAUGUCUCUGUUACCAAUGCAUUGGUCACAAUGUACAUGAAAAAUGGAUGUGUUCAUGAGGGUGUUAGCUUGUUCGAAUCUAUGGUCGACCGAGAUUUGGUUUCGUGGAAUACGUAUUUAUCUGGGUUUCAUGAGCUCGGAAUGUACGAUCGUUCGGUAACCAUCUUUCAUGACAUGUUAGAGGAAGGUUUUAUCCCGAACAUGUAUACUUUCAUUAGUGUUUUAAGAUCAUGUUCUUGUGUUUUAGAUGCGCACUUUGGGAGGCAAGUGCAUAGUCAUAUAAUCAAAGCUCGUUUGGUUGAUAACGAUUUUGUUCAAACGGCUUUGAUCGAUAUGUAUGCAAAGUGUAUGCGUUUGGAAGACGCUGAUAUAGCUUUCAACAGGUUAAACGGUAGGGAUCUUUUUACUUGGACGGUUAUCAUUACGAAUCAUGCACAAGCGAACGAGGGAGAGAAGGCUCUUAAUUACUUUAGACAAAUGCAACGAGAAGGUGUAAAGCCGAACGAGUUCACGCUCGCUGGCUGUUUGAGCGGUUGCUCGUCUUUGGCGUCUCUAGAAGGUGGACAACAGCUUCAUGCCAUGGCUUUUAAGAGUGGACAUUCAAGUGAUAUGUUUGUUGGUAGUGCCCUUGUUGAUAUGUACACAAAAUGUGGCUGUAUGGAAGAAGCUGAGGCGCUAUUUGAAGGUUUGGUUUGGCGUGACACAGUGUCAUGGAACACCAUUAUAUGUGGCUAUGCACAAAAUGGGCAAGGCCAUAAAGCUCUCGAGGCCUUUAAGGUUAUGUUAGAUGAAGGCAUAUGGCCUGAUGAGGUGACCUUCAUAGGCAUUCUUUCAGCUUGUAGUCACCAAGGAUUAGUUCAAGAAGGGAAAGAACGUUUUAACUCGAUGUACCGAGAUUUCGGUAUUUCUCCUACGGUUGACCACUGUGCUUGUAUGGUCGAUAUUCUCGGGCGGGUCGGAAAAUUCGACGAGCUUGAAGAGUUCAUUCGAGAAAUGAAACUAUCACAACAUGCACUUAUUUGGGAGACUGUUCUUGGAGCUAGCAAAAUGCACGGCCAUUUAGAACUCGGUGAGAAAGCUGCUAACGAACUCUUUAAGCUUCAACCCGAGAAGGAGACGAAUUAUAUAUUACUCUCGAAUAUUUUUGCGAUAAAAGGAAGGUGGGACGAUGUCGAAAGAGUUCGAACUUUGAUGGCUCGUAAAGGUAUUAAAAAGGAGCCAGGGUGUAGCUGGGUUGAGGCUAAUGGUCAAGCUCAUACAUUUGUGGCUCAUGAUUGUUCACAUCCACAAAUUCAGGAAAUACAUGUAAAGCUAGAGGAGCUUGAUAGAGAAUUGACCUCUAUAGGUUAUGUGCCCGAAACUCGAUACGUGCUUCAUAACGUUGGAGAACCCGAAAAAAGGGAAAAUCUUCGAUAUCAUAGCGAAAGAUUGGCCGUUGCUUUUGCACUUAUAAGUACCAACACGAGGAAAAAAAUUCGUAUAUUGAAAAAUCUACGUAUUUGUGGAGAUUGUCAUGAUGUCAUGAAGCUUAUAUCGAGUAUCACAAAUCGGGAAAUAGUUGUUCGUGAUGUUCAUAGAUUUCACCAUUUUAAGAAUGGCGCUUGCUCGUGUAACGAUUUUUGGUGAUGUGGCUUCCCAUGGACAUUAUUGUUGAAUUGAUUUAUUGUUCUGUGACAGACAAAUCUACUACUGAGCAACUGUGAAGACAGUGUUGUUAUGUCACUUACAGACACGUAAAAUUCUGUGGUCAACGCAACGACAUGAUAGGCUACUCGAGAGAUGACUGCAAAAUGUCGACAUGACUGUCGUAAAAGGUAAAAUGAAACCUGUCUAAUUGGGAUGAGAAAUGGCCUUGUUCUUGAAUCUCGGACGGAUUUGGGUUCUCGUUACGACGAGGUCGUAAAUUUUUCGGGUUGUAUGGGACUUCACUACAGCAUAACUGCCAUCAGGCACGGACUCAACCUCUGCAGUUUAGUAUGAUGGUUCUUGUUUCCGGUUGCUAGCCUCGAGAAUCUUGUCGAACCACGAAGACUAAUGGCCGAUCCGAACGUCUAAUCCUCGCAAUCAAUAUACCUUAGGUAAUGAUAAUCUUGUAUUUUAUAACUAUUUAUGGUAGUUUCAAAAAAAUGUCUGCU